Dalotia coriaria is the source of this 1134-nucleotide messenger RNA. RefSeq lists its product as uncharacterized. The transcript is spliced from 4 exons. Bases 243 to 1001 code for a protein of 252 amino acids. The record is from RefSeq and is a predicted model, not a curated record. Lineage: Eukaryota; Metazoa; Arthropoda; Insecta; Coleoptera; Staphylinidae.
UUUAAUUCAAGUGUAAUCGUCACAAACGCACCACCUCGCGGCCUCGCGCCUGUCUUUAAACUAAUCAGUCAAGCCUUUGUGCGCGAUCUUUGUGUCUCCAAUAUGUGCUGGAAAAGUUGAAAUAAACGCACGCUUACUGUGAAGCUGACCGGACAAACGGUAGCGCAACAUAAGUGAAGUCAAGUUGCAGAUUGCAAUUGCAAGAAAAACUGUUUAAGAAGUCAAACGUGCUGUGUAUUAAAAUGGUGAAGACAGUGUCCCACGUGACCAUCGUGUUACUCACAUGUGCCAUCGGCGUUCAAACACAGAUUCGAUUUGUUGAUCAUUUUGCCAAUUGCCGUCGAUCAGAUCCCCGUUUUGAUAACUGCCUGAAAGAUGCGAUAAACUCGGUGCGUCCAUAUUUCAAAACCGGAUUACCUCAAUAUGGCGUCCGACCUUUCGACCCCUUCCACGCUGAGGAAGUGGUACAAGUCAGAGGUGGGCCUACAUUCAGUUAUCGUCUGGUUCUGCGAAAUGUUACGGAAGCUGGAUGGACUGCGUCGGAAAUCACUAGAUUAAGAACCAAUUUCAAUAAAAACGAAAUGCAAUUCACGCAAUUCUUCCCGGAAAAGCGAUUAAAUGGCGAAUAUGAAUUCGAAGCAAGUAUUUUCGGAAGGAGGAUCAAUAACAGUGGAUCAUGGGAUUUGCUUCUGAACGACUAUACGCAAACAAUGAAAGUUACUCGAAAUCCAAGAAUGACUCAAUUUGGAAAUAUGGUUUAUGAUACUCCAAUGAAAGUCGACGUUAAUGUGCAAUUCUGUCGACAUUUAGAAAUGCAUGUAUCAAACUUAUUAGGAGGACGGCCAUUACUAGAAAAUAUAGCUGACAGAAUGAUAAAUUCUGCAUGGCCGCCAGGAUUUAUGCUCCUAAGACCCAUAAUUGGUGAUUUAGUUGGAACAGCAUUCACUAAAAUCUUUAAUGAUAACUUGAUGAACUUUCCAUUUGACCGAUUGGUCCAAUAGCAAAAGGUACUACUAAGUCAUUUUAUGUUUAUAAAGAACACGCCAAUAAAUAUUGAUUUUUAAAUUUUUGAAUUAAGAAUAUAUAUUUGUUUGUUAAUGCUAGGCAAAUAAUAAAUUACUAAUCCUACGUUAA